Messenger RNA from Oncorhynchus mykiss (rainbow trout), 1895 nucleotides. RefSeq names its product E3 ubiquitin-protein ligase RMND5A. NCBI's taxonomy places the organism in Eukaryota, Metazoa, Chordata, Actinopteri, Salmoniformes, Salmonidae. Gene Ontology annotation, cellular component: cytoplasm; GID complex; nucleus. The record is from RefSeq and is a predicted model, not a curated record. Gene Ontology annotation, molecular function: protein binding; ubiquitin protein ligase activity. Gene Ontology annotation, biological process: proteasome-mediated ubiquitin-dependent protein catabolic process.
UUUAUGACAUGUUGUUGAUAUAUUUGAAAAUUGCAACAAAUAUUAGGAUAAUAUGGCUGUCUUUCUAACUAUGCAAUCGAUUAAAAUACACCAUUAUUGCCGAGUCAAACAUAAACAGCUUCGGUCCAUUGCUAGGUUUACGUUAUGCGACAACUUGAAGUGUAUGCGAAAGGACAGAAUAACAUAACGUAGCUACCUAGAUAUUCACCAACAUUUCUUACCUGCCAUUAGGAUUGACAGAGGCAUAAUCAUCGACAUUGUAACCAAGUGGUGUUUGAUACUACUUCUUAUGCAGCUAGAAAACUACCAGUAGCUAUAUAGCUACGCUAGCUGGCUUGAUAAUGUUGUUGUGGGUAUGGCUAGUUAGCUUAGCUAUUUGCUAACAUAGCUGCUACCAGAGCUUUGUUGUGAGUUUUUAGUGGUAGUGAAUGCGGUAGAGUCCCAGUCUAGGUAUGGAGCAGUGUGCGUGUGUGGAGCGGGAGCUGGAGAAGGUGCUCCAUAGGUUCGUCAUGUACGGACACCAGUCAGAGGAACGUCUGGACGAACUUCUACGCAGCGUCUGUGAGCUACGGGGACAGCUGGUUACAUUCGGGGUACGAGAUGCAGAUCUGACGGUGCUGUCUCAGACCAUGGCCCAGUGUUGUAAGAACAUUAAAGAAACGGUACAGCUGCUGGCCUCCAGACACAAGGACAUCCACGGCAGUGUCUCCAAAGUGGGCAAAGCUAUCGACAGGAACUUUGAUGCAGAGGUGAGUGCAGUGGUGGCAGAGACAGUGUGGGACUCACCUGAGAGACAGAAGUACCUGAGUGAGACCAUUGUGGAACACUUGUACAGACAAGGCAUGCUGAGCGUGGCAGAGGACCUAUGUCAGGAAUCUGGAGUAGUGAUUGACAUGAGCAUGAAGCAGCCGUUCUUGGAACUCAACAGGAUCCUGGAGGCCUUGAGGAUGCAGGACCUUAGACCAGCACUAGAGUGGGCAGUAACAAACCGGCAGCGCCUGCUGGACCUGAACAGUACCCUGGAGUUCAAGCUGCACCGCCUCUACUUCAUCAGCCUGUUAAACGGAGGCAUCACCAACCAGCUGGAGGCGCUACAGUACGCCAGGCACUUCCAGCCCUUCGCCUCACAGCACCAGAGAGACAUCCAGAUCCUCAUGGGUAGUCUGGUGUACCUGCGGCACGGCAUAGAGAACUCUCCCUACCGCUCUCUGCUAGAGACCAACCAAUGGGCUGAGAUCUGUAACAGCUUCACCAGGGACGCCUGCGCGCUGCUGGGGCUAUCUGUAGAGUCACCUCUCAGUGUCAGUUUUGCGUCAGGCUGCAUGGCUCUGCCAGUCCUGAUGAACAUCAAACAGGUGAUUGAACAGAGACAGUGUAGUGGAGUCUGGACACACAAGGACGAGCUGCCUAUUGAGAUAGAUCUGGGGAAGAAGUGCUGGUACCACUCUGUGUUCGCCUGCCCCAUCCUCCGACAGCAGACGUCAGAGAGCAACCCUCCCAUGAAGCUCAUCUGUGGACACGUCAUCUCCAGAGACGCCCUCAACAAACUCACCAACGCUGGAAAACUGAAAUGCCCCUACUGUCCCAUGGAGCAGAACCCGUCAGAUGCCAAGCAGAUCUUCUUUUGAUCCCCCAUCCUGUUUCCUGAAACCGCCAGGCCCUUGGAGCUACAGUAGCUACCUGCUACCCCAGGACCCCUGGAAAUCCCCAUCCUACCUACUCACAGGCACCAAUUUGCCCCAGUGCCCCCACCCAAACUCAGACAGAUCCCUUCCAGUGAUGGCCCAAGGCUGUAAUACUCCUGCCUCGUCUUGCCUCAUCAACAGCUCCUAGUGUACAGAGGGCUGAUGUGGAUGGCCCAUCAAACGACUUCUACCCAUAGAGAGACGGGGAGG